Messenger RNA from Salvelinus sp. IW2-2015, 2831 nucleotides. The record is from RefSeq and is a predicted model, not a curated record. Lineage: Eukaryota; Metazoa; Chordata; Actinopteri; Salmoniformes; Salmonidae.
AUGACGCACUUAGUGAGUGAGUGGUGCGUCGACAAGCAGGAACGAUCAUUGCGGGACCCAGAGCCGGGCCCGGAGAGGCCCCUGAGAAUCAGCAGCGACCCUGAGGUGCUGGCCACCCAGCUCAAUGCCCUGCCGGCAUGGGCCCCAGCCCCGCACGUCUACACCCCAACCACCCCUGGGGUGCCCACCGGACGUCCGCGUUCCCGCGAGCUGCCCGACACGCCGCCCACCUCAGGCUCCUGCAAGAAGCGCUGGCUGAAGCAGGCUCUAGAGGAGGAGACCACCACCCCUCCACCCAGCAGCGGCCGGCCCACCCUGGUCAUGCCUAGUGAGGGCCCUCUCAGCCCCCCUAUCAACGGGGACUCUGACAGCCCCCUCCCCUACAACGGAAGCUGCACCUUACCAGGUGAGGACUCUGAGUUGCCCACUCCUCUGAAGAAGCGGCGCCUGGGUCUGUGUCCGCUGGACGCCUGCAUGUCAGAGAGCUCCACCCCCUACGYCUCUCCCUGCGCCACGCCAACCCGGGCCGACCUAUCAGAGACGCCGGGUACACCCCUGCUGCUGGCCACGCCACCCCGCAUCACCCGUACGGAGGAGCCGAGCCCCGAGCCUCUACCUAGCACCCCCACACACACACUUAGUGCCCCGCAGGAAAGCGAGUCUUCCCUGGACAGCUCACCAGAGGGCAGUCGCAGACCCAGCCCCCAAGAGGCUGAGCGACCACCUUCGCUGCUCUCCUCCCCCUGUGUAGRGGUCAGGGCUCCCAGUCUGGAUGUGUUGCCCCCCCACGAGGCCAAGACCAGCGCCCCCCAGAGCCCCCAGCCCCCCACCGCCGAGUCCCAGGACUGUGUGGGAGAGGAGGGGCCAGAGACAGGGGCCGAGGGCAAAGGCGAGGCCCCCUCCUCCUCCACAGAUCCAGCCUCUUCCUCCCUCCUCCCCCCCUGGAUGAAGAGUCCAGAGAGAGUGGGUCUGUCAGGGCCAGGGGGUCUGUCCUUCUCCCCCAUCAACUCUAACCUGAGGGACCUUACCCCCUCACACACCCUGGAGCCCAUCUUGGCCUUCAGGCCUGAGGCGGUGGCUGUGGCUGGGGCUGGUGUUGUGGCAGUGACAGUGACAGUACCAGUACCCUUGGCAGCAGGACCCUUCACAGAGGCUGCAGGGUCUCUCUUCUACCCCUGCCCUGAGGAGGGGGGAACCCUGGCCUUCUCUCGUUCACUAAGUGGAGACAGCACCGGAGAGGGAGGGUCAGGACAGAAUCCCCCACAGAAGAAGAAGGUGUCUUUGCUGGAGUACAGGAAACGUCAGCGUGAGGCGCGGCGCAGCGGCUCCAAAAUGGAAUGCGGCUCGCCUGUCUCUACAACACCUACCCUGGUGGAGAUGUUCCCUCUGCCCAUGGAGACCACCCAAGAGCCUCCACCCCUGGCUCCAGCCCUGGCUCCAGCCCAAGCUCCAGUGGCCCCUGCUGCAGUGGCCCCCACCCCGCCCGAGCCAAAUACCCCCCAGCCCAGUGAGGACACAGAGCCCCCUGUCGAGGGGGAGAGAGAGGGGGGAGAGGGACAGUGGACCUCGUCCACCUCGGUGGAGCAGGCAAGAGAGCGUGGCUACCACAGAGCCCUGUCGCUUAGUGACCACAGCAAAGACAAAGAUGGAGAGACCGAGGGCAGUGAGGCCCCAGUCAGAGAUUGUUCAUCUCCUAGCCUGCAGAGGACCCCAACCCACACGCCGUGUUCUCCUGGCCCCAGCAGCCCGUCCCAGCCUGGCAGUCGCCCAGUGAAGGAGGAGGAGAAUGACAGCCGGCCUCGGACCCCCUCCCAGGCCACCCCACAGCAGCCCAGCAAGCCUGCCGUACCCAAGACAGCCCCCCUGACCCCCACCAAGCUUUGCACCCUGCUGCCCCCUACCCUGCCCCCUCACUCCUCCACUCCCCCAACCCCAGGCCCAGGCUCCCCUACCGCAGCCAGAGGGCCUUCCUCUUUUUGCUCUCCUCAGUCCCAGCCACAGGCUCAACCAGGCUGCCCCCCUUCUCCCAGUACAGCCCACAGUCCGCUCCGCCUCCCCCUCCUCCACCAGCACCUCCAGCCUCAGGGCCUACUUCCCCAGCCAGUCAGCCCCCGCCGUGGGAUCCUUCCCUGGGUUCAAGCCUGCCGUGACGUCCCCAUUCCCCCUGGAGGCCAGCCCCUCCUGCAGACUCUUCCUCACCACGCCCUGCACUACCAGAGCUCUACCACUCCCCCUCCUCCCCCUCCCCCACCACAACACCCUGGGCCCGCCGGCCCUGCUGCACGUUAACCUGCAGCCUCCUCCUGUCCAGCAGCACCAGCUCCUCCUGACCACAGCCCCCCAGUCCUCCCUCCCUCCCCCUCCGCCCCCUCCCCCACAGGGCCAGACCCACCAGCUGCAGCAGCCCAGUGCCAGCACCCUCCUGUCACUCCACCAGGGCUGCCUCUUCCUCCACCCCCCCCUUCUGCCUCCUCCACCAGUGUUCCCCAUGCAAGUGCAGCCCCUCACCACUUUCAGAACUUGGGGGGCUUUCCAACCCCGCUGAUGCACACAGCUAACCCCUCUGUGCCCUCUCCACCUACCCCCGCCCCACCAGCAGACUGGACUGCCCCCCCCUCCUCCCCCUCCCCAGCAGCAGACUCAGCCGGCCCAGGCCGUUGCCCACCGCCACUCAGAUGCCCAGCGGAACACGUUGGCACUGACCGCCUCCAUGCAGGCCCCCCCUUGGCCCGCCAGUCCCUGUGAACUCACUCUGAGAGAGCUUGACGACAGCGGAAACACAACAAGCACAAAAAAGCUGUAAAUAUUUUCUAUGUACCUGAACACAUGGC